AUACUUUGCUUUAUUACUUUAAUAAUGUUUCAUACAUUGUUCACUGCCAAAUAGAGAGAUAAUACUCGUUACUUUGGCGUAUACCUCUAACUGCUCGCUGCACAAAUUACGGUUCUUUUCCCAUAACAAAUGAUUGUUGCUUUUGUACAUACAAUGCAAACGUAUUUGUUAACAGUUUUUAUUUAGUAUUCUAUUUGGAAUGUUCUUUUAAUGUGUUAAAUUUGUAUUAAUUGUGUUUUGUUAAUUAUUGUUAUGAAAAAAUGAGUUCUUUUAGCCGGGCUUAUCGAGAUCCCAAAUCACCACUCACUCCACUUACACCGCUCAAUGCGAACACUGCGUUUAAUUUUAAUUUAGGUGAUGAUGACUCUCUGAAACCAUUUAUUAAUAUCAUCGAAGCUCAGCGUACUAAAGAAAUUACUAAAUCCUCACCAGCUGGCCUGGCAUGUGGUGUAAAAUACGUGAAUGCGAACAAAUAUAUCAAACGUCAGCCGGCCAAUUUAAACACACAUAAUAUCAUAUCUGACAAAACAAAUAAAACGAGAAAACUAUCACCGAGAUUCAUUUCUACAAAGAAAUGUGAAGUUGACGAUAAAAAUACUUUGAAAGAAACAAACAAUGAUCUAAAUAAUAAUACAAUUAGUUCGAAAUACGCAUCAACCAACAUUUCUGCAAGAUCCUUACGUCGGUCUUUUAAAAGCAAUGCAGCUUUUGAGGAAACUUCUACAACUCAGUCAUCAACAAACUUCAAUGUAAGCCCUCGUGGUACAAUUAAUUAUAACAAUUAUAGUGGUGCCGGUAGCCAAAGCUCGGCACAUAGUUCUAACUGUUCAAUUAGUUCGAAUUCAAGCACAGCUUCAAGCUCUUCGCAUUGUAAUGGAGGUGCACGUCAACAUAAGCCACCCAAACUUGUCUUGAACGAUACAAGUGUUGCUGCAACUGACUCUACGAUGUCAACUGUUUUCAACUGGGUGUGGAAUUGCCUAUCACCUAUGAAGAAUCCAUCUAUUUAUGACUUGCUGGCACGUGUUGAUAUGCAAAAGUAUUGGAAUAUUUUUGAAAAAGAAGAAAUUUUAGAUUUGGAUGUAUUUUCAACUUUGACUCUGGCAGAUUUGCAAGCUAUCGGUAUUAAAGACACUAAUGACUGCGUCAAAAUAUUAAAAUCUGUUGGAUGGGCACUCGAUUUUCUGUCGGGUUUAUUAAAUUUUAAAAGACCUGAAAAAUAAAUUUGAUGUCAUAAAUGUUUUAUUAAUAAUGCUAUGUUUAAAUGUUUGUAUUUGUAAAGAUAAUUUUGUGAAAUGUUCUGACUAUAUGGAAUAAACUUGACUAUGAAAGAA
Zeugodacus cucurbitae (melon fly) is the source of this 1334-nucleotide messenger RNA. RefSeq lists its product as uncharacterized. The transcript has 2 exons. NCBI's taxonomy places the organism in Eukaryota, Metazoa, Arthropoda, Insecta, Diptera, Tephritidae. The record is from RefSeq and is a predicted model, not a curated record. The coding region runs from base 261 to 1223 and encodes 320 amino acids. Gene Ontology annotation, molecular function: protein binding.